AGCGGUCCGCGUGCGCUCCGCUCUCCCCGCCUCCAGCCGGGCUGCGCUUCCCUCCCCGCCUCUCGCUGCACACUGCGCUCGGGACUCGGCUGCAGGAGGCAGUGAAGAUGAGCUGUGAAGAGAUCCGGGUGGUUGCAGUGAAAUUUGGGCAAGAUUUUGACCUCUAUUUUGCAGAUGAAGAAGGUCUGGAGUGCGACCACUGGAUGGCAGUCUUCCCCAUACAGCACCAGAUCUUUCGAAACUUAUCUAAUCAGGUACUCAUGGUACGGCCCGGACCAGAGAAUGCUGUCAUGAGCGUAUUUGAGUCUAUGACAGAUCAAGAGAUGACAUCUGGAUGCGGAGUGCAUUUCACCAUCCACUAUUACAAAGACAACAGGCUUGAGAAUGGGAUGUCUGUGGCAUUCAGCGUCCUGGUAGAAAACAAGACUUACUGUAUGUACUGCACACAUGAAGGUGGGGAAAAGACUGUUCGAUUUAGGGAAGAAGUUGUUCCUAAAGAAAUUCUGGAAAACAGCAGUGACAUCAUCUUCAUCCAAAAGUCAAUUUCACCAACAGACACAAAAACAUUCAAAUUUGAAUCUUCACUAAUGCGAGGAUACUUCUUGGGCUUUCAGAAAAGAGAGAACUUAAGCAAACUGAUUUUAAAGCGAUGUGAUGAAGACCAAGUGGAUGAAUCCACACAUAUCAUUAUCCCCUAAACAAACGGAUUUGAUAAUGUAUCAUACACAAGCAAUUUCUUGGCCAUUUUUAUACAACUUUUAUUACUUAAGUGGUCAGACUAUCUCUAUGCUAAACUGUGUAACCCUCCACUGUAACCACUCAAACACAUAGCCUCCGGGCACUGAGUUAAGUUCCUCAGGGUCUGUACUGAGUUUAUUGGCUCCAGGACUGACACGUUUCAAUUCUUAGCUGCAGCUGACAGCAAAUAUAGAAACAAAAUCAAUUGGCGGAUAUGGAGCUAAGGAAUUCUAUAAUCAGAGAGAUGAGUGUCUGUUGCUAGUUACAACAGGGCUUCUGUGGAAAGGCUGCUAUUUACCACUGUGCCUUCUCCAAAAAAAGCAAGUCUUUGCAUAAGAUUGUCAUUGCCAACUUUUUGAAUUAAGUAUUAAA
Molecule: messenger RNA, 1110 nt
Organism: Mauremys mutica (yellowpond turtle)
Lineage: Eukaryota; Metazoa; Chordata; Testudines; Geoemydidae
Gene: IL18
Product: interleukin 18
Exons: 6
Coding region: 108-698 (196 amino acids)
Biological process (GO): immune response; inflammatory response
Molecular function (GO): cytokine activity
Source: RefSeq, a predicted model, not a curated record